Molecule: messenger RNA, 1911 nt
Organism: Lactuca saligna
Lineage: Eukaryota; Viridiplantae; Streptophyta; Magnoliopsida; Asterales; Asteraceae
Source: the annotation of a GenBank genome assembly
AUGUUUUCUACUGUCGGCGCUCUCAAGUUAAGCAGCGAUAAUAAUCGUAAUCUGAAGACGGAUAACCCUAGCAGAAGAAAAGCUAAAUUUAAAGUUUCACCUCAGAGUUCAAUUAUGAGUCCGCCGUCGGCUACUACCGCGUUAUCUCAACCAAAGGUUGUCACCGGCGACUAUGGCUACGUACUUGAAGAUGUUCCUCAUUUGACCGAUUACAUCCCUGAUCUUCCAACAUAUCCAAAUCCCCUUCAAGAUAAUCCUGCAUAUGCAGUGGUCAAGCAGUAUUUUGUAGAUAUGGAUGACACCAUUGCUCAGAAGAUUGUAGUUCAUGCCAAUAGUCCUCGUGGCAUACAUUUUCGACGUGCUGGGCCCCGCCAAAAAGUGUAUUUUAAAUCAGGUGAUGUUCAUGCUUGUAUUGUAACAUGUGGGGGCCUAUGCCCAGGUCUCAACACCGUGAUUAGAGAAAUAGUUUGUAGUUUACAUGAUAUGUAUGGAGUUACAAGAAUCGAAGGGAUUGAAGGUGGAUACAGAGGAUUUUAUUCCAGAAAUACAAUCCCAUUAACACCUAAAGUUGCUAAUGGUAUUCAUAAACGAGGUGGCACCAUAAUCGGGACAUCACGAGGUGGCUAUGAUAACAAAAAGAUAGUCAAUAGCAUUGAAGAUCGUGGAAUUAAUCAGGUAUAUAUAAUAGGUGGAGAUGGAACACAAAAAGGGGCGUCUGCUAUCUACGAGGAAGUUAGAAGACGGGGUCUUAAAGUUGCUGUUAUCGGGAUUCCAAAAACUAUCGAUAAUGACAUUCCGAUUAUUGAUAAAUCAUUUGGAUUUGAUACUGCUGUUGAGGAGGCUCAACGUGCGAUUAACGCAGCACAUGUUGAGUCAGAGAGCAACGAGAAUUGUAUAGGACUCGUUAAGUUAAUGGGACGUAAUAGUGGGUUUAUUGCAAUGUAUGCGACUCUUGCAAGCCGAGAUGUUGAUUGUUGUUUGAUCCCUGAGUCACCUUUCUAUCUUGAAGGGCCUGGUGGUCUUUUUGAAUAUAUAGAAAAAAGAAUAAAAGAAAACGGGCAUAUGGUAAUUGUUGUUGCAGAAGGUGCAGGACAAGAACUUGUGGCUGAGAGCUUACGAGCCACCGACAACAAGGAUGCCUCCGGAAACAAGCUUUUAGACGACAUUGGCUUGUGGUUAUCUCAAAAGAUCAAGGGUCAUUUCAAGAACCGAACGGAAAUGGAAAUCAACUUAAAAUAUAUAGAUCCUACGUACAUGAUUCGAGCUGUUCCAAGUAACGCAUCAGAUAACGUUUACAGCACUCUUCUCGCUCAAAGUGCGGUUCAUGGAGCCAUGGCUGGAUACACCGGGUGCACUGUGGGCCCGGUCCACGGUAGAGAAUGUUACAUACCGUUUUACAGAAUCACGGAGAUGCAAAACAAGGUUGUGAUAACGGAUCGGAUGUGGGCCAGGAUGUUGUCUUCAACGAAUCAACCGAGUUUUUUAAAUACAAAAGAUAUUAUAGAGUCUAUUAUGGAUGAAGCACCGCCAACUCAGCUGCUUGAUGACCAGGUGGCGGAUAACGGUGUGGUGAGCAAGGAAACAGGUGUUUGUUGAUCGGAUGGUUUAUUGUUUUUGAGUUGGAUGCAAGAAGUGGAAUGAAUAAGCAAGGGUUGGAUGAUGGAUGACCCACCCGGCCACAUGAAAAAAUUAUAUAUAUAUAUAUGUAUACUUGUAGUUAAGCUUCAUAUCUCAUGCAUAUAGGAGGAUGGAUGUCCGUUGUAGAUUUUCUUGUAAUUGCUUUGGUAAGCGACGACGUACGUGUGUCUAAAAUAAUGUAACUAUACCCUCGAAUCGAUCUCUUCGUAGGGUUUACCUUUGCCCUUGUUUGAUAUAUAUAUAUAUAUAUAUAUAUUAGCUAAAAAGACACCC